GUUUUAUUUAUUAUCAAAAUGGCAGACAAACAACCUCAGAGCAUAACGUCGGAUCUUCCAAGUGAUAUUUGGCUUAUACGUACGUGUGAAAUCUAUAAAGAUGAAUAUAAUGAUUGCAAAACUUUCUUGAGUAAGCUGUACCAGCAUUACAUUGAUGGUGGCAAGCAAGAUUGCAGCCAGUGGUUGACAGACUAUAACAACUGUAUGCUCUUCAGGAAUAAAAAAGACAAAGAGGCUGCUGAAGCACUGAUAGAAGUAGAAAGACAAAGGAGAAAAGCUAGAUUGCAGUCAGCCAAAAACAAUGAUAUCUGGGAAUACAGAACUAAACCCCCUACAGAAUGGUUUAAACCAUUAUCUACGGACCAAAAAACAUAGCUUUUGUCAUAGCUCUGUUAAAUUAUUGUUUAGGUUUUGUAUGCAUAUUUUACUCCAUUAAAAAGACUGAGUCUUUUCCU
Molecule: messenger RNA, 455 nt
Organism: Physella acuta
Lineage: Eukaryota; Metazoa; Mollusca; Gastropoda; Physidae
Product: UPF0545 protein C22orf39 homolog
Source: RefSeq, a predicted model, not a curated record